AAGGCAUACUGACGAUUUGGCCCACUUCUGGUUAUGAGCGCAAAUAUAAGAAUACGUACCGCGAUCUGAGUAUCGGAGAUAUAAGCCUUAUAUGUAAUACAGGAUAAUGUAGGCUGGGUGAAGCGUGCUGUGUAUUCCAAUUUUUUAGAGACUUUCACUUCAGGACGGGGUUCAAGCCACCAGAAAUGCGGACAACCCUCGCGAGCACACCAAGGGCGACUUCAAGUAGCGUAAGCACUGGCAUAUAACAGUAAAGUGACGAACACUUCUGCCUUUUUGACUCCUUGACAGAAAACAUGGCUGCGAUUACCCCGACCACCCAACCAACGACAGCAUACACAUCAACAUCAACUGUCCAGAGCAGCACCAGCACACCGAGCAGCAGUACCAGCACACCGAGCAGCAGCACCAGCACACCGAGCAGCACCACCAGCAUACCGAGCAGCAGCACCAGCACACCGAGCAGCAGCCCCCACGCAGCCGAGACCAUUCUUAUCAUUGCUGCUGCAGUGCCUUCAUGUAUUGCCUUUAUACUGGCCAUCGCUCUCAUCACUGUCAUAGCAUGUUGGUGCCGCAGUCGUCGACGUGCUAAGUUGAAGAAGAAACGAAAGAAGAAAACGAGUGUUGCAGUCAGCCUUGAAACGUUAGAGGAUGCACGGUCGAGAAGUUUGCGGGAAGCCCAAGCAAGUAGAUUACAGAUGCUACAAGAUGGAGCAAAACAACUAGGAUAUACAAACCCUCUAGACAUACAGAAUGAUGAGUUCUAUCAAAACAUCGCAGAAGACGAGGUUAAAGCGAGAUUCCACGAGAUGGAACAAGAUGCUGGGGGAUAUGUAAAUGUUGAACGGAAUGAAUUAUUACGUGGAGCAGUACCAGUACAAGAUGAUGGGGAGGACUACGAACAUUUCGAAACUAAAGGACAGGUCUCUGCACCGAUACAGGUCCCGGUACAGAACAAAAGUGAAAACUCAGAUGACGAAAAAGAUGAACAUGACUAUGUAAACGUGCCGAAAGGAGUAAAACCAGGACAAAGCGUAGUAAAAAAACCUGUACUCGCCAGGGUGCUCCAUAUGCUGGCGGAUAAGGCUGAAUGAGAUAGCCAGAGGAAUCCACGACAGAAACGAGAGACUUUAAGGCCAAGAUGUAUCCGAAAAUGUAGCCUUUUUAGUACCUGCAAAGCCAUCUACUGAAGAAAAAAGCAACCAACAUGGAUAUUUUCGCUAUGAUAGUUCAUCUUCUACUUUUUAGCAAGCUCCUAUCCCCUGGUAUUAUCUCGAGACGAUUAUGUUGAAUCAAAUGAUAGGUGCACCUUUUCCAAAGGUGGUUCUUCGUGUGUAGCGGUAUGUUUGGUUGGGGCACGCAGUUACUAGCUUUUGACAAAGCCACUUGACAAAAACAUAACGCCCUAGAGGUUUUUCUAAGGUCGGUUGGGGCACGCAUUUUCUAGUUUUCAACAAAGUCACUGAAAAACUAUGACCCUCCAGAGCGUUUUCUAAGGUUGGCUUACCAUGUAUAGAGCGCCUUGGGAUGGUUUGGGCUCGCAAUCCUCGUACCAGACGUAACUUCGACACUACCCUACAUGGGAACUGAAACCUGAAUAUUACUCCAGUCGACGCACAAGUCCAAACGGUGGAACGUGUGACAUUUUGAAUUCUUAUGUUGUAGCAUCCGUGGGGCCUGAUGUUUAUUAUGUUUAUUAUUAUUAUAUUAUGCCCUGCAAAAACCCUGUGAUAUGAGAAAUAUCCAUUUAUUAAUACUAGUAUAUUAUUGCACAUCCCACGAAUCUCAUAGUAUUAUCGCGUGAAGUGUGAAAUAUUCUAGACAAAGCGAACUACAUGUAUAACAAUUUUCAAGCAAGUUUUUGUUUUCUUACAUGUAUUAACCUCGGGCAGAUUCUGGAGACUGUAUUGUACAGUAUAUCCUUUUCGACAAGAUACCGCUCUGUUGAGAAGUGGUCUGGGGUUACACCAGGAGACAUCUGUAUUAGCACAACACUUGGCCACAUGAAGAGGACAUUUACCAUCCACCAGGCUGACAUACUGCCGGGACUUCCGUGAUGCAUUCCGAACAAAACUAGAACAGCCGACAACGGCAAGGCACUUUUUCCAAUUUCAGCAUCUAUCUUUGCAUGCACUGGUGCUUGAUCAGACAGUUGGUAACUGCCGCUGCUCUCCCCGCAUGCUGGCCACGGAUUCGACUAUUGUUAAUCAGAACGAGCAAAAACAUUCAAACUUUACCAGAAGAUAGUGCACAGAUUUGGUGACCGUAACAUUAUUCUUAGGAAAUUGAAGUUCCUUAUUGAGCCAUGUGGAGAUAACUAACCGGUAGCAAGCGACCCUUCGCUGCGGUUAUCGUGACUUCAGGAGAUAAUGCGCCGCUUAAGGUGCGAUAUACGCGGUUGAUGAUGACGCUGUCUCCGGUACAAAACGUGGCGAGAAUCAGUGAUCUUCAGCCGGAGUCGCCGCGGUAUCUCACACGCUAAUCACGGCGUCUGUCCUCACAGCCCGUAGGAUGAUUGCGAGGAGGCUUUCUGAUGUCUCGUCAGGCGCCAUCUUCACGAUUUCAUCAGUCUAUUUGGCAUGCCUUUUUCGACCUUUUUCAGCGGAAUUCAUUAAAACAAGUAAAACCAUAUGCCAAUGCAUGGAUGCUGAUACGCUUCAAGAUUGUUUGAAGUCAUAAACUGGUAUAUGAGGAUAUCGAUCAUCUUAACUGUACACAUUGCAAGGUGUAUAGUACCAUAAAUACAGGAUAAUAUAACGAGAUAUAGAAUAAGGACACCCUUAAGAUAAGAAUACUUGGUGUAAAUGAAAAAGUUGUCUAUCGCAUGACCUGUGACAUACUGUAAUCUUCGACAACUAUCAUACUAGAGUUUGAUUCAGU
Molecule: messenger RNA, 2880 nt
Organism: Lineus longissimus
Lineage: Eukaryota; Metazoa; Nemertea; Pilidiophora; Heteronemertea; Lineidae
Exons: 8
Coding region: 297-1094 (265 amino acids)
Source: RefSeq, a predicted model, not a curated record